AUGACUGGAGCCUUGCAUGCUGGACUAAUAUUGUUUUCUGUUGUGGUUGUGUGCGAGAGUGAGCCAACACAUGUUGGGCCUGACAAAGAGGGUGAUUCACAUGGACAUUCCAGAUUGGUCCACUUAUCAUCAAACUGGGCCUUAGUGCUGGUCAAUGGCUCAUUAGACUUUUCCCGGGCGGAGAGCUCCUGCCGAAGUCAGUUCAGCUCCCUUGCCACCUUAGACCAAUUGGAGGUUCGUGAAGGGGCAUUGGAGUUACUGCGUCAAACCGGACAUCAGUCGCAGGUCUGGAUCAACAGCCCCUCCAAACUGGAAUCCAAGCCCUUGCCCCUGUCCAAGCAAUAUUUGCAGUUCUCAGCUCUAAACUUUCCUAAAACAUCCAGGGAAGGAUUUGCUCGCGUCAACAGGCCCUUCCCCGCUCUGUCAUCAAUCAGUGUGUGUGUUCGCAUUCAGUGGGACCCAGAAUGGAAUGAAGUGUCGACCAUCUUCUCCUAUGCUGCUCGUGUCUUUACCAAUGAAUUCCUACUACGGGGUCAGGGUGACACGCAGGGACGAAUCCUCCUGGCUCUCAUUGUUCAUGGGAAACACCUUCCAUACAAAGCAUAUUUCCCUCAUGAUGGUGGAUGGCAUCACAUCUGUGUCACGUGGAGCAGAAGUCUCUGGGCUAUCUAUGUAGAUGGGGAAAGGAAGGACAUGGGUUCAGGGUCAGACACUUCUCGAGAUAUCUAUGCUGAUGGGAUACUUAUUUUGGGUCAGGACCAGGAUUCAUUUGGAGGGAAUUUCACAGAGCCCUUUUUUGGAAAUAUCACUGAUUUAAAUGUUUGGAAUAUUUCCCUGGAAACACGCCACAUCCGUGCUUUGAAUGGAUGUUCUGCAAUGAAUCAGCCCAUGCUUUUUAGGUGGGACCUUGACCAUCUGAUCAACCACCCAGCUGUCAAGGAGGUCCAGGCUCAUUUGUUUUGCCCAGAAAAACACCAGCAGAUGGAGCUGCAAAGCUGCAGAACAAUGCAGAUCCAGUCAGAUCGGCCGACAUUCACGACUCUACUAGACUGCUCUGAGCCACUGGCAUUUAUCUGCAUGAGUAGCAGAGAACGUUACCUGAAAAUGAAACAGAUGAGUGAUUUCCAAAGGUCUCAGCCAACGGCCUUUAUGAAUCAUCUGUUGAAGCACUCCAAUAACAGCCAGGCCGUAGUGGGGCUGCAGUCAUCCGGUCUGAGCAGCCUGGCUGAAGCAUCCGCACUGCUGGACGCGUCUGUCCAGGCUCUACGGGACACAAGGCAGGAAGGACUGCAGCCAACAGACAUGGUUUCCCUCAUCCAGUUGCUGUCUUUGGCUGCUGAUGUUCCCCCACAGCAUUCAGAUUCCACCGACCACACCAAGGAAAGUGUCCAGGAGCUAAGCCAGUACUUCAUCAGUGUGGCAGACAGCGUCAUCAGCCAAGACAAUACCUUCAAGUGGCAGGCCAUCAAAGAGGUGGUGAAUGGACCCAUGGAUGUGGUGAAGAGCAUUGACCGGAUGGUGACCAGCUUGAGCUCCGAGUUGGUGUCAGAGAGGGAUCAUCUGACGUUUCACAGCCCAAACAUCAAGUUGGCUGUGCAGCAGCAGAGGCUUCAGGAAUCAUCUAAGGGAACAAGUUUCUGUGGGCCUGAGAAUGAAAAACACUCUAACUCUGACUGUAUUUCAGUCCCACAUCAAAAGAUCCAGGAUCUCCUUUACAAAGGAUUUCAUAAACUCACUUUGGUCAACACUUGGUAUGGUUCUCUACGGCCACUUUUCAAUCCUGAGGGGAACAUUAGCAUGGUUCCUACCGUCACGGAUGGUAGCCAAAGGUAUUUGGGUACUAUCCUGGGCUCCUCUGUCAUAUCCACCACGGUGCUGGGAGACAACCAGCCCGUUAGUACAGCAGUCCACUUCCAGCUCCGUCACAAAGUGCAGAAUUCUGCAGGUGCUGUAUACGAUCCAGUGUGCGCCUUCUGGGAUUUUAAUAUCAAUCCAGAGGCUGGUGGGUGGUGGAACACCAAAGGGUGUGAGGUUGUUUCCAAACAUUAUGGCUACACUGUGUGCUACUGCAAUCACACAACCAAUUUUGCAUUGCUACUACAGGUCUACGAAGCACAGCCGAGCCCAGAAGACAAAAAAGCUUUGCAGGUGCUGACGUUCAUUGGUUGUGGAGUGUCUCUGUGUGGCCUCCUCUUCACCUUCAUCCUCUUCAUUGCUGUGGGUGUUCCUAAAUCGGAUCGCACAACUGUCCACAAGAACUUAAUUGUUGCGCUUAGCAUCGCUGAGCUGCUUUUAAUGUGCAGUGACUGGGCAUCUGCUAAUGAGGGUGCUUGUUUUGUGGUUACGGCAUUGCUCCAUCUCUUCUUCAUGGCCUCUUUUUCCUGGAUGCUGGUGGAAGGUUUGCUAUUGUGGAGCAAAGUUGUGUCAGUCAACAUCAGUGAAGACCGCAGAAUGAAAUUGUACUACAUUAUUGGCUGGGGAUUACCUGUUCUAAUAGUCAUUGUAACACUGGCAACUACAAUAAAUGAGUACAAGGCUGAUGGUCACUGCUGGCUCAAUCUGAAGACUGGCACAAUCUGGUCUUUCGUGGGACCUGUAAUAUUUGUUUUGGCGGUCAAUUCAGUUGUGUUGUGCCGAGUUGUCAUGGUGACUGUUUCGAGUGCCCGCCGUCGUGCUAAAAUGCUCAGUCCAAGCUCAGCAUCAAAAAUGCACACCUUUGAUCUCACCUGGGCUGUGACUCGACCAGUUCUCAUCCUUCUGCCUGUCCUGGGCUUAACUUGGCUGUGCGGAGUACUGGUCCACCUAUCGGUUGUAAUUGCCUAUAUCUUCAGUGCUCUCAAUGCCUUCCAAGGCCUGUAUAUUUUCUUAGUUUAUGCUGUUUACAACAGUGAGGUGAGGAAUGCAAUCAAGAGGAUCAAGGAAAAGAGAAAAGCAUUAUCUUUCACAAAUUGUUCUCAGCCAACGACCUUCGUACCUUCUCAGAGAGUUCCAAUAAGGUCUUGGGACCGCAGUCCGCUGACUCCUUCUAGUCCUGAGAUCAGUGAGACCUCUGGAGCCCCCAGUUCUAGCUCCACUUCACUCGUUAUCAAGAAUGAGAGUUUCAGAAAAGAAAGCUUUGUGAGUUUCUCAUUGAAACAACCACCAGGAAACCAAGUGGUGCAACUCACAGCAUUCAAACCAUCAGGUACAGUGUCUAAAGGAGAAAAUGUAUAUGAAUGA
Messenger RNA from Nerophis lumbriciformis (worm pipefish), 3219 nucleotides. The record is from RefSeq and is a predicted model, not a curated record. Lineage: Eukaryota; Metazoa; Chordata; Actinopteri; Syngnathiformes; Syngnathidae.